Oncorhynchus masou masou (cherry salmon) is the source of this 684-nucleotide messenger RNA. RefSeq names its product stathmin-2-like. Gene Ontology annotation, biological process: neuron projection development; microtubule depolymerization; regulation of microtubule polymerization or depolymerization. The transcript has 3 exons. The coding region runs from base 16 to 435 and encodes 139 amino acids. The record is from RefSeq and is a predicted model, not a curated record. Lineage: Eukaryota; Metazoa; Chordata; Actinopteri; Salmoniformes; Salmonidae. Gene Ontology annotation, cellular component: cytoplasm; neuron projection; growth cone. Gene Ontology annotation, molecular function: tubulin binding.
CACUUGUUUUCAGACAUGGAGGUGAAGCCAAUCAACAAGCGGGCGUCGGGCCAGGCCUUUGAGGUGAUUCUGAAGCCCCAUCCCCGGUGUCAGAUGCGGCCCACAGCAUCGCUUCGCCCCCAAGAGGAAGUGUCUCUAGAGGACAUCCAGAAGAAAUUGGAGGCAGCUGAGGACCGGAGGAGGUCCCAGGAGGCCCAGGUGCUGAGGGCCCUGGCAGAGAAGAGGGAGCAUGAGAGGGAUGUGCUGCUCAAGGCCAUGGAAGAGAACAACAACUUCAGCAAAAUGGCAGAGGAGAAGCUCACCAUGAAGAUGGAGCAGAUCAAGGAGAACCGGGAGGCCCACCUGGCGGCCAUGAUGGAACGCCUGCAGGAGAAGGAGAGACACGCAGCCAUGGUGCGCAGGAACAAAGAGCUGAGGGAAGAGCUGACAGCGUGAGCCCCACCUCUCCCCAACAUCCACCAAUCACGUCCCUCCACCCAGCCUCACCCCUGGAAACUCCACAGCAGACACCAAGCCCUGGAGUCCUGGAGGGUGGAGGACUUCACUACCAACAUACUACACCACCCACCCUGACCCAUCCCCACACACACACACACACACACACACACACACACACACACACACACACACACACACACACACACACACACACACACACACACACACACACACACACACACACAC